Molecule: messenger RNA, 1709 nt
Organism: Coffea eugenioides
Lineage: Eukaryota; Viridiplantae; Streptophyta; Magnoliopsida; Gentianales; Rubiaceae
Product: alcohol dehydrogenase-like 7
Exons: 11
Coding region: 352-1521 (389 amino acids)
Biological process (GO): formaldehyde catabolic process
Cellular component (GO): cytosol
Molecular function (GO): zinc ion binding; S-(hydroxymethyl)glutathione dehydrogenase [NAD(P)+] activity
Source: RefSeq, a predicted model, not a curated record
GCUGACACCUUAACUAACCAGCCAAAUGUCCGUUGCUUGUUAUUGUUGUAGCGUUGCGUUUUGGUCAUAGUCGCGACAAAUGGCAGAUUGGUUGGAAGAUUUUGUCGUAGAUUUGACAUUAUUAUUAAUUUCUGCCUACUGAUUCGGACGGAUAAUGACCAAAACACUAUCCAUCCAGUGGAUGGUGAGGUGAAAACUGCCGAGAUGAGAAGGCAUUGAAUCAAAAGAAUAUUCCUUCCAAUUCGCACGCCCCCCGUUACCGGACGAUUCGGCCGCCUCCCUUGUCUUGCGUAUUGUUCACAGGUUGUAGUUGAGUCAUCACACCCACAAUACACAGUCGAGGAUAUUGCAAUGAACGCCGAAAAAGUUGAAUUCAGCAGAACUGCUGGGAAGCCCAUAAGAUGCAGAGCUGCAGUGGCAAGGGAAGCAGGGGAGCCACUGGUGAUAGAGGAAGUGAUAGUGGCCCCUCCUAAAUCCCGGGAAGUUCGCAUUAAAAUCAUCUGCACCUCUCUUUGCUUCAGCGAUAUUACCUUCUGGAGAUUGAAGGUCCCCCCUGCGUGCUUUCCGAGGAUAUUGGGUCACGAAGCUGUUGGGGUUGUGGAAAGUGUUGCGGAGGAUGUUCAUGAGCUGGCCCCGGGAGAUACAGUUCUUCCUAUAUUCUUGCCUGACUGUGCAGAGUGCACGGACUGUCAAUCCAACAAGAGCAACCUUUGUUCAAAAUUCCCAUUUCAUGUUGCUUCAAUGAUGCCUAGAGACGGUACAAGCAGAUUCACUGAUCUCAAAGGAGAGACUUUGUUCCAUUUUAUUUAUACAUCAAGCUUCAGUGAGUACACUGUGGUGGAUGUUGCAAGUGUAACAAAAAUUGAUCCUGCAAUUCCGCCAAACAGAGCAUGCCUUCUAAGCUGUGGAGUGUCAACUGGAGUUGGUGCUGCCUUGAGAACAGCGAAUGUGGAAUCGGGAUCAACAGUUGCUAUCUUUGGCUUGGGAGCUAUUGGAUUGGCGGUUGCAGAAGGUGCACGGAUCGCUGGUGCUAAAAGAAUCAUUGGUGUGGAUAUCAACCCUGACAAACAUGAAAUAGGGAAAAAGUUUGGACUCACUGACUUUGUGGACUCUAGAAGCUGUGGGAAUAAGUCCAUAAGCCAGGUGAUCACGGAUAUGACUGAUGGAGGAGCAGACUAUUGCUUCGAAUGUGUUGGCUUGGCAUCACUGGUGCAUGAAGCAUAUGCCUGCUGCCGAAAGGGGUGGGGAAAGACUGUUGUAGUAGGAGUGGACAAGCCUGGGUCGCAGCUGACUUUCAGCUCCUUUGAGGUUCUUCACAUGGGAAAAACCCUCGUGGGAUCGUUGUAUGGAGGCCUUAAACCCAAGACAGAUGUUCCCAUGCUCAUUAAAAAGUACUUGGACAAGGAGCUGGAAUUGGACAAGUUCGUGACGCAUGAGGUGAAUUUUGAAGAGAUUAACAGAGCUUUCGAGUUACUGCUUCAAGGGAAGAGCCUCCGCUGUGUGAUAUGGAUGGACAAAUGAUUGCAGUCUCCCUAAACAUGUAUGAUCUGACCUAACACUUGGGACGUCUUUGAAGAAAACCCUUGUCAAUUUCAGUCUCUCCAUGUUGUGCUGUGAACAUUUGAAGUGUUUGUAAAUUUCACUCCGGUUGAUUGACACCAAGGACAAGCUUUGAUGAUAAAAGACCUUGAAAAGGAAUGGUUAAAACA